Molecule: messenger RNA, 3847 nt
Organism: Papilio polytes (common Mormon)
Lineage: Eukaryota; Metazoa; Arthropoda; Insecta; Lepidoptera; Papilionidae
Gene: sns
Product: nephrin
Exons: 25
Coding region: 425-3847 (1140 amino acids)
Biological process (GO): cell-cell adhesion
Cellular component (GO): cell-cell junction
Molecular function (GO): cell adhesion molecule binding
Source: RefSeq, a predicted model, not a curated record
CACCGCUACCGAGCCAGAUCGCAUCCAGCACUCGUCCGGUACGGUCGUAUUGUGACAACACGUAAAACACCUGUGGCAUCCGAACCAAAUGAUAACGACUGUGUAAAUUCGCGAGUUCGAUUCCUUGGAUUAUUUAUUAUCGUGUUGGAUUACAGUGAUUGUGUUGUUUGUGUGUGUUUUUAUGAAUGGAAACCCAUGGACCGGUUCCACCGGAUACAAGUCUUGACGGAUGAGAUGGCUGAUUUCCGUUCAUACUGAUGGCCCGGACUUUGAAAUCAACGUGUUGGUGAUUUUAUUGAAGUACACUUGAUAGCAAAAAAACUGGGACGAGUGACUUCAGUGAUGUGCGGAUAGUGUUUAGUGACAAUGUGGAGGUGAUUAUUGACAGUCGUUGACGUUAUGUGCAGUGAGUGUUCAAGUCAUCAUGUGUGCCAAAGUGUCAAAAUUGUUCGUCACUAUAUGUGUCCUAGCGAGCGCGUGCGCCUUUCAGCAACAGUACUUCCGGGUUGUGCCGCGAAGCCUUCGGGUUCAGGAAGGCGCGGAAGCUGUUUUAGAGUGUGCUGUCGCUAACUUAGCCGGUCAGGUGCAAUGGGCCAAGGAUGGAUUUGCACUCGGUUUUUCAUCAGUGAUUCCCGGCUACCCUCGGUACACUAUGUUCGGUGACAGAAGGCAUGGCGUGUACAACCUGCGUAUCGUCAACGCGACUUUAGAAGACGACGCGGAAUAUCAGUGUCAAGUGGGCCCGGCGCAAAUGCAUAAAGUGAUCCGAGCUAAUGCUACGCUUAAUGUCAUAUCACCUCCCAAUCUGGUGGAGAUUAUCAACCAAGCUCCGAACUCUAAGCUGGAGUUGAAGGAAGGCGAGGAUGUUACCCUGGAAUGUCAAGCGAGGAACGCUAAGCCAGCAGCACGCAUUGUCUGGUAUAGAGGCAAUGUGGAGAUAAGAGGAGAAAGAGUUUCGAGUGAGGAAGUAAAAGAAGUAGAAAGUCCAAAUGGAAAUCCUAAAUUGACAAGAUUUACAACAAUAUCAAGGGUCCAUUUCAAGGCGACGGCGGACGACGAUUACGCAGAUUUCACUUGCGAAGCAAGACACGAGGCAUUGCAGAGAGAUGUCCCUAUGCGAAGUACUGUGCAACUAAGUGUACUAUAUCCACCCGGAGCUCCGUACAUCGAGGGUUACGCGGAAGGAGAGACGGUACGCCGCGGUCAGAGCUUGGAGCUGGUCUGCCGCAGCCGAGGAGGAAACCCACCAGCGCAACUCAUCUGGUACAAGAACGGAGAGCAGAUACGAAUGGCUUAUAGAACUAGUGGCAGGAUGUCGGAAAAUGUGUUGUCUUUCAAAGCGGAUGCUUCGGACAACAAGGCACGAUACACUUGUGAAGCGAAAAACGUCAUGAUAAGUAACACAUUGAAGGCUGAAAUAGAUCUCACUGUACUAUUCGCGCCAGCGCACGUAACGAUAUCAGGUCCAUCGGAAGCUCGUGUGGGAGAUCCAGUCCCGCUAAGUUGCAGCACAGCACCAUCCAACCCAGCGGCGGAUGUCAAGUGGGUGGUGUUGGGGAAGCAUCACAAAGAAGCCAGUAACAGAACUGUGAUUUCACCUGAAGGUGGUUGGAUAACAACAUCCAACAUCACAGUGGUGGUUGAACCUAACCGCAGAUCCGUGGUGGUCGUGUGUCACGGUAUCAACGCACAACUCACAGAGAAUGUAGUCUCCACUCACACCAUCAACGUCCUAUGUAACGCGACAGAAAUACCACUGUUUGAGACUGUCACCUUAAAUGUACAUUUCGCACCAGAAGCUGUUAAAGUACGCGCGGAGCCAUCAGAGCUGAGGCCGGGAACGGAAGCCACGUUGUACUGUGAUGCCGCCUCCAGCAACCCUCCCGCGGCACUCUCCUGGUGGAGAGAUGGGAUACCAGUGCAAGGUCUUCCAAUGCAGCUAAAGAAAGGUCUCCAUGGCGGCACAGUCUCCACUAUAGAGUUGAAAUUGAACGUCAGCAAGGAACUGAACGGCGCAGUGUACACCUGCCAGGCUACCAAUGAGGCGUUACAGCGAAGUGUGCACGAUGCCUUACCGCUUAAAGUGCUUUAUGCGCCGAUCUUCGACGAGACUACACAAGAGACGGCAGUAGGUGUGGAGAAUGAACCGCUGGUGAUAGUGGUGCGGGCCGACGGUAACCCGCCCAGCAUCGCCUACACGUGGACUAAAGACGGCCUGCCCAUCACACAGUCUUCGUAUAGCAGUUCAAACGAUAGAAUAAUAUCAGAAGGCAGUAUGUUGAACAUGACGCGUCUGACGCGACAUGACGCCGGCGUGUACACGUGCGAGGCGGUCAACUCGCAGGGCGCGGCCACACUCAACAUCACCGUCUCCGUCCAUUAUGCGGCAGGAAUUAAAACUGUAACACAAAACGGUAUUGCUAAUCCAAACGAAGACGCUGUAUUAGCUUGUACUGCUACUGGUAAUCCUUUGACAUCGGAACAUAUUAAAUGGCAAAGAAAAGGUUAUAAUAUCGAUUCUAGAACAAUCACAUUCGAAUCGAGAAAUCAAACGAGUUAUCUAACAAUCGAUAGAGCGACGAGAGAAGAUGUUGGGAAUUACCAAUGCGUUGUGGACAACGGCAUCGGCGGAGAAACCAAACAAGAUGUUAUGCUGGUUGUUAAAUUCAAACCGGAAAUGGAUACUUCGCCCAAUUUGGCGAAAUCAGCGACAAAUGUUGGUCAAGUUGGAAGACUUACUUGCAGAUGCAAAACAGCACCAGCGCCUAACUUCACAUGGUCAAAGAACGGAGCCAAACUGCCCGUUAAUACUUCUACUAAAUACUUCGCGGAGUUUCAUAAAUCUGAUGCAAUCACUUACACAUCAGUGUUAUUAAUUAAUGAUGUGACAUCUUCUGACUACGGUUCGUACGAGUGCGGAGCGCGGAACGACCUCGGCUUCAGCACUACGUCUGUAAAAUUGGAUAUCACAAGUGCACCAGAUUUGGUAUCGUCUCUAACAGUAACUAAUGUGACACACAACUCAGUCACUCUCUCCUGGGUGCCGGGCUUCGACGGCGGCCUGCCUUCCUGGUUCAGGAUACGAUUCCGUAAAAUCUACGAUGACGCAUACAAAUAUGAGGACGUUGUCCCGCGGAAUGCGACGUCCUUCACCGUAUCGGGGCUGGAGCGCGGCAAAGACUACGUCUUCUCCGUGAUGGCCAUCAACAAGAUAGGACAGAGCAAAUACAGACCUGAUGAUACCAAAGCUACCACACUAACUUCGUCAGAAGUAGGAGAAUUGAACGUAGUGUCAACAGAAUACGUAGAGUCAUCUGACGUGACGAAAUCCGUCACAUUGUACGUUUGCGUCACCGGCGCCAUUUUGAUUUUGAUUAACGCCGCUUUAGUAGCAUGUUUUGUUUUUAAACGACGAGCUAGACGGAUGAAAGAACAAGCGGGACAAUCAUCAAAAUCAGCAACAAUAGAAAUGUAUGCACCCUCAUCUUAUAACGACACUAUGACUGGAGAGACAUUGAGUUCUGUGUCGGAGAAAUCAGAGACAUACUCACAAGAUGACGGGGAACAACCGCCGCCGAUACCUGAAGUACCGACAAUGCCGAACCGACAUAUGUUGAAUCAGACGGAGUCAUACCUAGUGGAGGACACAACCCUUUUGCCGCCGACGCCGACGCCGCCGCAGCAGUACGGCGCCGCGCCGCUCAAGGCGCACAACGGCCUGCACGCCUCGCCCGCGCACCUCGCCAGCGCCGCCGCGCACGCAUACGCACAGGACGGUAAGACAGUCCAGUACAACACCACUCUACUACCUAACAAGAUCUGCCAGAAUACUAAAAGUUACAGUUAG